AUGGCAGUGAGGACUGGCCGUAGUGUGUCCCUGGUUGUGGUACUACUUCUCAUCUUGGUCGCCCCAUCUCAGAGUGGAUGCCCAGGUGCUUGCCGCUGUUCCUUUGCCAUGCUGCAAUGCCUGGAGACGGACGGAAUCAUCAGCAUUCCGGUGUUGGCACCACAGGAGAGCGAAAAUGUCACAGAAAUCUACAUAGAGAGUCAAGCCAACCUGGAGAAUAUCACCGACAUAGACCUAGCCAACUACAGAGAACUGAAGAACUUGACAGUAACAGAAUGUGGGUUGAUGUACAUCUCUGAAAAUGUCUUCCAACACAAUUUCAAGCUGCAGUAUGUAAACCUGGCUUCUAAUUUGCUGAUGCACAUCAGUUGGAGAGUGUUCCAAUCUGUUCCUUUAUUGAGUCUAAUUUUGAGGGAUAAUCCGCUCACCUGCUCAUGUGAUAUUUACUGGCUUCAGCAAUGGAACAGAAAAAGACAAGGCGAUUUCGACUCUCAACAGAACUGCAUUUACAAUGAAAACAGCAUUCAGCUUGAUUCAUUUGAAAUGGACAACUGCAGCGUUCCUGAGGUCACAAUCCACUCAUCCACACUGACCACUCAGGAAGGUGGAAAAAUGACAUUUACAUGCCAGGUGACUGGAGUACCCACACCUAGUGUCAGCUGGAGAACAGAACAGUUACAGUCCAACUGGACUAUUCAGCGAGGAAUCUGGGGUUCAACCCUGGAGUUGGUGCUCCAUAUGUGGAAUGUGUCUUCUGCAGACAAUCUGCACAACCUCACCUGUAAGGCGGCAAAUCGAGCUGGUCUGGGAGAGGCCAUUGUGCAACUGGACAUUGAAUUUCCAGUGCGGAUCUUGUUUCUAAGAGAUCCAGAACAACAACAUCACUGGUGUUUCCCGUUUGCUGUGGACAGCAAUCCCCCCGCCACUAUCAAAUGGCUGUACAACAAAACCGCACUCAUCGAGACCCGCUACACCUACACAGAACUGAUCCGAGAUGCAACCGACGGUUCUGUUCAGCAUGGCUGCCUCUUCCUAAACAAACCCACCCACCUGAAUAACGGCUACUACACCCUCAUCGUAGAAAAUAAGCUGGGGAGGGAUAAGGCCACUGUAAAUGCAAAGUUCAUGGACAAUCCCUUUGACCCCUUUGAUCCAGAAGGCAUCAUUCCGGUCCUCAGUGAUGACCCACCAGCUCCCACAAACCACUCAACAGACGAUGUUACUGAAAAAUUGGAGAGCAGAGUAUUUGGGGUGUCAGUAGCUGUGGGUCUUGCUGUGUUUGCGUGCACAUUUCUGCUCAUCGUGGUUGUUGUCAUUAACAAAUGGGGGCAGCACACCAAAUUUGGUAUUCAUCGUUCUUCUGUUCUUGGGACUGAGGAUGAUCUGGCCAUGUCUCUCCGCUUUAUGAACUUCGGGGCGAGUCCUCCUCAUUCAGAUGAUAGCAUGCUUGAUUCCGGCUUGUCCAGUUUUGUGGAGAAUCCCCAAUACUUCUGUGGCAUCAUCAAAGAUAAAGACAUGUGUGUCCAGCACAUUAAAAGAAAAGACAUUGUUUUGAAGUGGGAACUGGGUGAGGGGGCGUUUGGCAAAGUCUACCUUGCUGAAUGCACCAACCUUUGUCCUGAUAUUAACAAUAUGCUGGUCGCUAUCAAGACCUUGAAAGUCGCCAACGAGUCCACCCGCCAGGACUUCCAGCGUGAGGCCGAGCUACUCACAGUGCUACAACACGAGCACAUUGUACGUUUCUAUGGUGUGUGUACAGACGGAGAGCCUCUGGCUAUGGUGUUUGAAUACAUGCGACAUGGAGACCUCAACCGCUUUCUAAGGGCUCAUGGUCCAGAUGCCUGUAUCUUGGAUGAAGUGAAAGUUCCUCCAGUAGGUCAGCUGACUCUUCCUCAGAUGCUCCAAAUCGCAGCUCAGAUAGCCUCUGGCAUGGUGUAUCUCGCUUCUCUGCACUUUGUGCACAGAGACCUGGCUACCAGGAACUGUUUAGUUGGAGUAGGACUGGUGGUGAAGAUUGGAGACUUUGGCAUGUCAAGAGACAUUUACAGCACUGACUACUACAGGGUUGGUGGAAGGACUAUGCUACCAAUUCGCUGGAUGCCACCAGAAAGUAUCAUGUACAGGAAGUUCACCACAGAGAGUGACAUCUGGAGCUUUGGAGUAGUCCUCUGGGAGAUCUUCACCUAUGGAAAACAACCAUGGUAUCAGCUAUCCAACAGUGAGGCAAUCGAAUGCAUCACACAGGGGCGAGAGCUCGAAUGGCCGCGUACCUGCCCGAAAGAAGUGCACAUGCUCAUGCAGGGCUGCUGGCAGAGAGAACCGCAGCAGAGGCUUGUCAUCAAGGACAUCUACAACAGGCUCGUAGCUCUUGUAAAGAACCCGCCCAUCUAUCUGGACAUUCUAGAGUAGAGACUUGCAGGAACGAGCAAGGAAAGACUCGCUUCUGCCAGCAGGUUUGGGCUA
Messenger RNA from Xyrauchen texanus (razorback sucker), 2463 nucleotides. RefSeq names its product high affinity nerve growth factor receptor-like. Gene Ontology annotation, biological process: multicellular organism development; positive regulation of kinase activity; cellular response to nerve growth factor stimulus. Lineage: Eukaryota; Metazoa; Chordata; Actinopteri; Cypriniformes; Catostomidae. Gene Ontology annotation, molecular function: neurotrophin receptor activity; ATP binding; transmembrane receptor protein tyrosine kinase activity. Bases 1 to 2409 code for a protein of 802 amino acids. The record is from RefSeq and is a predicted model, not a curated record. The transcript has 17 exons. Gene Ontology annotation, cellular component: signaling receptor complex; axon; plasma membrane.